AUGUUGAGAGCUAGCCGGAAGAUACGUACAGGUCACGCCGUUCGGUCUUUGGCCACCAUUGCGGGAGUUAGGGGGCAAGCACCUUUGAGUCGAUUUGAACCCGACCAUAGCGUUGACUAUGUCGGUUUCCUAGACAAACUCUCUCGUAUGAGAAAAAUCCUUGACCGCCCUCUCACGUAUGCAGAGAAGGUUCUUCUCACACAUCUUGAUGAUGGACAAGAUGACAAAGUGAUUCGAGGAUCAACACAACUGAAAUUGAGGCCUCGGCGCGUCGCCUGUCAAGAUGCCACAGCCCAAAUGGCAAUUAUCCAAUUCAUGACAGCAGGACUGGACAAAACUGCUGUUCCUACCACAGUUCAUUGCGAUCAUCUCAUCGUUGGUCGAGAUGGUAGCGAGAAGGAUCUUGCUGGGGCACUCACAAGUCAUGGUGAGGUGUAUGAAUUCAUGUCAAGUGCAUGUCAACGCUAUAAUAUGGGCUUCUGGAAGCCCAACGCCGGCAUCAUUCAUCAGAUUGUGCUUGAGAACUAUGCUUUCCCAGGUGGCAUGCUGAUUGGCACUGACUCACAUACGCCAAAUGCUGGAGGCAUGGGCAUGAUUGCUGUAGGUGUUGGCGGUGCGGAUGCUGUUGAUGUCAUGUCUGGGCUUCCUUUUGAGAUCACAGCCCCUGAAAUAAUCGGUGUCAAGUUGACGGGUCAGUUGAGCGGUUGGGCUAGUCCCAAAGAUGUCAUCAACGCAGUUGCAGGGAUCCUUGGAGUUAAGGGUGGCACUGGCAAAAUCAUCGAAUACUUUGGCCCUGGUGCAGAGACAAUAUCAGCCACAGGGAUGUCUUCUAUUACCAACAUGGGCGCUGAGACAGGAGCAACCACAUCAAUCUUCCCAUACUCUGAGGCUAUGUCUGCCUACUUGCGCGCGACUAGCCGACCUGAGUUAGCGCAAGCUCUGGAAGUGGCCAAACAUGAGCUGCAAGCAGACGAGGGUGUCAAGUAUGAUCAUGUUAUCGAAAUCGACCUAUCUACACUAGAGCCACGCAUCAACGGCCCGUUCACUCCCGACUUAUCGACACCGAUCUCUAAGCUGAGCGAGGCAGUUCAGAAGAAUAAAUGGCCUGACCGGCUUUCCGCUGGACUGAUCGGAUCAUGCACAAAUUCUUCUUUUGAAGAUCUCUCCCGAGCUGCUAGCUUGGCAAAACAAGCUCUGGAUGCAGGCUUGAAGCCUAAGAUGCCACUACUCUUGUCUCCUGGAAGUGAGCAAACUAACCAGACACUUAAGCGUGAGGGUGUCAACGAGGUAUUUGAGCGUUUGGGCAGUAAAAUAUUGUCUAAUGCUUGUGGACCCUGUUGUGGUUCGUGGGACAGAACUGAGAUGACAAAGGGCACACCAAAUUCGAUCUUGGCAUCAUACAAUAGGAACUUCACUGGCCGUCUUGAUGGAAAUCCUGCUACCCAUACAUUCCUCUCUUCACCGGACAUGGUUAUGGCCAAGAUUUUCUCUGACGAUCUUGGUUUCAACCCUCUGAAAGAUGCUCUUGUCACUGAAUCUGGCGAGGAAUUCCGCUUCAAACCUCCUAGCGGCAACGCACUCCCGUCAGAGGGGUAUGAAAACACAGAUCACGUUUACGAUGCGGCUUCCACAGACCCUCAGGUCCGACAGGCCGUCACUGUGCAAAUAUCGCCAGACUCCCAACGUUUACAACGGUUAGCGCCAUUCAAGCCUUGGUCUGGACAGGAUUUCAUCGAGUGUCCUAUUCUUAUAAAGACUAUGGGUAAAUGCACAACAGACCAUAUUACUACAGCUGGCCCAUGGAUGCGAUUCCGUGGUCAUCUCGAAAACAUUUCCAACAAUACCCUUAUCGGGGCUGUGAACGCAGAUAACCAAGAGGUCAACAAGGUACUUAACCAAGUCACCGGAUCGUAUGGGGGUGUCCCAGACACAGCCAGGGAUUACCAAAAGCGAGGACUUCCUUGGGUCGUUAUAGCAGAUCAUAACUAUGGCGAGGGAUCGUCCCGUGAGCAUGCUGCUCUUCAGCCUCGAUACCUUGGCGGUGUGGCCAUUAUUGCUAGAUCAUUUGCUCGUAUUCAUGAGGCUAAUUUGAAGAAGCAAGGCAUGCUCGCGUUGACAUUCGCAGAUGAUACCUCAUACGAUAGGAUCAAGGCUUCAGACCGUAUUAGUAUUGUCGGACUGACCGAACUGGCGCCCGGAAGGAAUGUGCAGCUUAAGAUUACUUCAAAGGAUGGUACGAGUUGGGGGACUGAAGCUAAGCACACUUUCACUCUUGAGCAAGUGGAGUAUUUCAAGGCUGGAAGUGCUCUAAAUGUUAUGGCUAGUCGACUCUCUGACAAGUCAUCUUCAGCAGCGCCUUUGUAG
Fusarium venenatum is the source of this 2364-nucleotide messenger RNA. Its product is annotated as putative aconitase. Gene Ontology annotation, molecular function: 4 iron, 4 sulfur cluster binding; aconitate hydratase activity. The record is from RefSeq and is a predicted model, not a curated record. Gene Ontology annotation, cellular component: cytosol; mitochondrion. Lineage: Eukaryota; Fungi; Ascomycota; Sordariomycetes; Hypocreales; Nectriaceae. Gene Ontology annotation, biological process: tricarboxylic acid cycle.